This is a messenger RNA of Caenorhabditis remanei, 2016 nucleotides long. RefSeq lists its product as uncharacterized. Lineage: Eukaryota; Metazoa; Nematoda; Chromadorea; Rhabditida; Rhabditidae. Gene Ontology annotation, biological process: peptide metabolic process. Gene Ontology annotation, molecular function: metalloendopeptidase activity. Bases 1 to 2016 code for a protein of 671 amino acids. Gene Ontology annotation, cellular component: mitochondrion. The transcript is spliced from 9 exons. The record is from RefSeq and is a predicted model, not a curated record.
AUGCUUAGAAGUGUGAUACUACGACAUAGUCGAACUGGGUUGUUUGGAAACACAGAACUUAAAACAUCAAAAAGUUUGAAUAAAUUGCCGGCUGCUGUGAAAUCUUCUACUGAUUCACUUAUCCAGGAGCUUCUCAGUCCGUCAAGUAAUCCAAGAACUUCAAUAGAAAUAGUUGACGAUAUUUCAAAUGAGAUCUGCAAAUCAGCGGACCUUGCUGAAUGUGUUCGACAGCUACACUGUGAAUCUGAAUUCCGCGAAGCUGCGGAAAAUGCUUCAAGGAAAUUUUGUGAGCUUGUUGAAAGCUUGAACACGAACACUGCACUUUAUCAAAAGUUGAAAUCAUCAGAAGUGACUGAAGCAUCCCGCCUAGACGACGUAGAUCGAAGAACACUGACAUUAUUACUGGAUGAUUUUGAGCAAAGUGGAGUUCAUUUGGAAGAUGAUCAAAAGUCAAAAUUUGUUCAGCUUUCAAGUGAAAUCUUCGAAGCUGGUGCACGAUUUCAGGAGAACUGCGACAGAAUUGUUCCAGUCGGAAAAUUCGAUCAAGCAAAGUACGGUCUUCCGUCACAAAUUUACUCACCCGUUUCGAAUUCACUCGAUAGAUCAAAACGGAGAAUGGUUUAUAACACAUUCUACCGUCAUGACGAUCAACAAGAAGUUUAUCUAAGAAAGUUAGUCUCAUCUAGGCAAGAACUCGCACAGCUAACUGGAUUCGAAUCUUUUGCUCAUCGAGCACAACGUAACUCUUUGCUGGAAAACUAUGAUAAUGUUAGAAACUUCUUAUGGGGAGUUGUAGAGGAAUGUCGCAGUGCGUUCGAAAAGGAGCUGGCCGUGCUGAUAGAUGUUUCAACACAAUGCAGCCAACAAGACCGAAAUGGUGACAAUGAUGUUUCAACCAUUGCUGAACACGAUUUAGGAUUUCUCAUGCAUUUGUACAGGGAAAGUGCAUACGAUAUAGCAAAAGUUUCUCACGAAUCCUCGCAGUUUUUCACAUUCUCCUCUGUCUGGAAGGGAUUCUCUACACUGACGCAAAGACUUUACGGUGUUCGCUUAAUUGAGGACCCAAUCAAUCACGGAGAGAUGUGGAAUACGGCUGGUGUGCUGAAACUGAAAGCACUCGAUGAUCAAAACAAUGAGCUUGGAAUAAUUUACGCUGAUGUUUCAAUUCGUCCUGAAAAGGCUGUCGGUGACUGUCACUACACCGUCCGUUGCUCCAAACAACUGUCGAAUGGUACUUGGCAAAUGCCUAUUUUAGUUCUAUCACUAGGAUUGGUAGAUGGUCAUAGCACCGCAUGGAAAGAUUCAGGAAUAAGCUUCCAUUCUGCCGAAACCAUGUUCCACGAACUAGGCCAUGCAAUGCAUAGUAUUCUCGGAAGGACAAAGUACCAGCAUGUUGCUGGAACCAGAUGUCCACAGGACUUUUCUGAGAUUCCGUCAAAUCUCAUGGAAUACUUUUUCAGCGACUUGGGAGUUAUGAGAGAUAUUAUCAGAAGACCAAAUCAACCAAAUGAACAGCUUCCCAUUGAAUCAGCGGCAACACUUCUAGCUUCCAGGCACUCGUUCACUGCUAUUGAAACUGUUCAGCAAGCUGCAUACGGUCUAUAUGACCUCGAGGUUCACGGCCCGAUUGCUGCUCCACAAAUAGCUUCAGGUCGAAUGACAACCACAGAACUGUUUUAUGAUAUCAUGAACAAAGCGAUGCCACACGUGCAAAGGUCACCUGGCUCUGCAUUCCAACAUCGUUUCCAUCAUACGGUACAAUAUGGAGCGAAGUACUAUUCGUAUCUUGUUGCAAGAGCAUCUGCUUGUUUAAUUUGGCAGCAACGAUUUCAAAAUGAACCAUUCUCGAGAAAAUGGGGUGGUUGCUGGGCGGAAGUUCAAUCGCAUGGAGGAGGACAUCCUCCGGCAAUUUUGUUGGAAAAGAUUCUUGGUUUUCGACCAACUUCGAAAGAUCUUACACAUGCUCUCUCUAAAGAAUCUCAACAUCUAGCGAAUCUCGAUGCGGUUACUGUGUAG